Molecule: messenger RNA, 2429 nt
Organism: Melozone crissalis (California towhee)
Lineage: Eukaryota; Metazoa; Chordata; Aves; Passeriformes; Passerellidae
Gene: BCO1
Product: beta-carotene oxygenase 1
Exons: 11
Coding region: 16-1590 (524 amino acids)
Biological process (GO): retinal metabolic process; carotene catabolic process
Molecular function (GO): carotenoid dioxygenase activity; beta-carotene 15,15'-dioxygenase activity
Source: RefSeq, a predicted model, not a curated record
GGGGCUCCAUCGGACAUGGACACGCUUUAUGGCAGGAAUAAGGAAGAGCACCCAGAGCCCAUAAAAGCUGAGGUGCAGGGGCAGCUGCCCACGUGGUUGCAAGGGAUACUGCUCCGAAAUGGCCCAGGGAUGCACACCAUAGGGGACAGCAAGUACAACCACUGGUUUGAUGGCCUGGCUCUGCUGCACAGCUUUACAUUUAAAAAUGGUGAGGUUUACUACAGAAGUAAAUAUCUCCGAAGUGACACGUACAACUGCAACAUAGAAGCAAACAGAAUCAUGGUGUCUGAGUUUGGGACUAUGGCUUAUCCAGAUCCAUGCAAAAACAUAUUUGCCAAGGCAUUCUCCUAUUUGUCUCACACCAUUCCUGAGUUCACAGACAACUGUCUCAUCAACAUUAUGAAAGCUGGGGAUGAUUUUUAUGCUACUGGUGAGACUAACUUCAUCAGGAAAAUUAAUCCACAGACUCUGGAGACGUUGGAGAAGGUUGACUACAACAAAUACGUGGCUGUAAAUUUGGCAACUUCUCACCCCCACUAUGACAGUGCUGGAAAUGUUCUCAACAUGGGCACUUCAAUAGUUGAUAAAGGGAAGACAAAAUACCUUCUAUUUAAGAUUCCUUCCUCUGUACCAGAACACGAGAAGAAGAAAUCUUGUUUCAAGCACCUGGAAGUGGUUUGCUCUGUCCCUUCUCGCUCUCUGCUCCACCCCAGCUACUACCACAGCUUUGGAAUCACAGAGAACUACAUUAUCUUCAUAGAGCAGCCCUUCAGACUGGAUAUUCUCAAAAUGGCAACUGCUUACAUGCGAGGUGUGAGCUGGGCUUCCUGCCUUGCCUUUAACAAGGAUGAUAAGACUUGGUUUCACUUUAUAGACAGGAGGACUAAAAAAGAAGUGUCCACCAAGUUCUACACUGAUGCCAUGGUGUUUUUUCACCAUAUAAAUGCUUAUGAAGAGGAUGGCCACAUUAUUUUUGAUGUUAUUGCCUAUACAGACAAUAGCUUAUAUGACAUGUUUUAUUUAAAAAACCUGACUAAAGACUUUGAAGAGAAUGUCAAACUUACCUCCAUACCAACCUGCAGAAGAUUUGUGGUUCCUCUGCAGUGUGACAAGGAUGCUGUAGUGGAUUCCAAUUUAGUCACACUUCCCUCUACUGCAACUGCUGUAAAGGAGAAAGAUGGAAGCAUCUAUUGCCAGCCUGAAAUACUAUGUGAAGGGAUAGAACUGCCUCGCAUCAACUAUGACUACAAUGGCAAAAAAUACAAAUAUGUCUUUGCAACACGAGUCCAGUGGAGUCCAGUUCCCACAAAGAUUGCAAAAUUUAAUACCCAGACUAAGGAAAUGCUCCAGUGGGGACAGGAUGACUGCUGGCCAUCCGAGCCUGUUUUUGUUCCCAGCCCUGAUGCAAAAGAAGAGGAUGAUGGUGUUGUUCUCACCUGUGUUGUGAAGACUGAUCCAAAGGAUCCACCCUUCCUACUUGUCUUGGAUGCUAAAACAUUCACAGAGCUGGGUCGAGCCAUAGUGAAUGUGGAAAUGCACAUGGACCUGCAUGGAGUGUUUAUACCACAGCAAGACAUGAAAACUGAGUAAAAUCUGUUUGUUGUAUUGCACAGACUGACAAAACCUUCUACUGAAUGUGGGAUAAUAUCCUCCAGGAACAGCCUUCUCUUAUGAUAAGAAAUGACUAAUUAUAACUUCCUCAAUAUCUACAUAUAAUCUCUUAAAAGAGACAGAAAUGACUUUAUUACAAAUCAUUGUGUGCACAACUGGUGUAUCACUAUUCCAAAAGAAGAAUUAUCAAUAUGAAGUGCUAAUGUUGAAUACAGCUUAUGGGGCAAGGAAUAGGAGAGAAAGGUAACAAGAAAUGUUUUAUUUGAGUACAACAAAGCUUUCUGAGCAAAUGAAGUACUGUAUUCACAGGGUGACACAUGGCAUGAGUCACUCAUGUCUGCAGGUCAUGUAACUUCCACGGGCUGUUGCAAGACUGCAGCUGACAAUGAAAGUUGUCUCCCGCCAGAAAAACCUCAUGUUAAACUAUCUACCAUGAUACCAAUAAUUCAUGGCAAUAUAUUCUCUUGGUGCUUGAUUUCUUAAACUCUGCCAUAACCAAAGUAUUAUCCUGAGGUGCUACAUUUUUCUUAUCCAGAACCUAACCCCUCCCCACAGCUUUUCUAAUCAUUUCAUGGUGUAUUUUUAGCUUUUAUGUUGGCAAAACCAAGUAACUUUAUUGAAAUAGAGUACAUGGUUAUAUGUAGCAUUCAAUUAUAAUUUAGUGACAUCCAAUCUUAAACUGUAUUUAAAUCAGUUUUCCUUGGCAGAAUAUCUGCCAUGGCAUUUCAUGUAACUAGAUGAUUACAUUGUGUAAAAAAUAAGAAGAAUUGUUUGUUAUUGCCACUAUUCUCUGUUAAUAGCAGUAUGUAUGUGAAUGA